Molecule: messenger RNA, 258 nt
Organism: Linum trigynum
Lineage: Eukaryota; Viridiplantae; Streptophyta; Magnoliopsida; Malpighiales; Linaceae
Source: the annotation of a GenBank genome assembly
AUGGAGGGAGGCAGCAGAAGGGCGAUGGCGGCGUUGGUGCUCGUGGUUUUGCUGCUGCUGGCGGCGUCCGAGGACGCUUGUGCAAAGAGCCAGUUCGACAUAUGUUACGAUAACUGCUUGAAAGACUGUGCACCCAAUAUAAGCGCAUCGGUCUGUGAGGUUCUCUGUCUGGACAAGUGCAGGCCACAUCAAACAGAAUCACACCCUAUUCAAGCUCCGGGCUACUACCAAUGGACCAACUACGUACUUCGUCAUUAG